Apodemus sylvaticus (European woodmouse) is the source of this 6467-nucleotide messenger RNA. It is a transcript of the gene Qser1, whose product is annotated as glutamine and serine rich 1. Lineage: Eukaryota; Metazoa; Chordata; Mammalia; Rodentia; Muridae. The transcript is spliced from 12 exons. The record is from RefSeq and is a predicted model, not a curated record. Bases 199 to 5568 code for a protein of 1789 amino acids.
GCGGGCGCUGUGGCCGCCUCGCGUCCCGGCCGCAGGCGCCGCCGCUCCCCUGACGUCCGAGCCGAGGCCCGCCCGCCGCAGCUCGGUUCCCCCGCCCAGGCGCCCCCGCCCCCCGGCCGCGCCAUGUGAGGGGCAGCUCCCGCCACCGCCUCUUCCUCCCCGCGCCUCCCGCCCGCCCCCGCCGCCUCAGCCCCCGCCAUGGACGCGCACUACGCGCCCGCGGGCUUCGCUGAGCCUCCCGCGCCUCCCGCCAGCGCCGCCACGCAGCCCGCUGCUCCCGCCUGGGCCUACGAAGCCCGGGUUCCGGCCGCCGCCUCCAGCCCCAGCUGCAGCGGCAGCAGUCCCAGCCUCAAGGCCAGCUAUGAAGAUGGACAUCCCUCCCAGUCUGAAUCAGAUGUUCUUCAAAGGCAGACAUUCACAGCCUCUCAUCAGCUUCCUGGAUAUGCCACCACUCCUCACGCGACUGGCAUGCAUUCUUCAGCAGCGCCCGAGCUGUUUGUCCCAGGACCCUUGCCACCCACUGGAACACUUCCACCACCAACCUUGUCUGCUUAUCAGCAUCCAGCCACCUUUAGCAAUAGAAACUUUGUGACCACCUCACCUUUGGUGCUUCAAGAUUCAUCUUUUAACACUACAUCAAAUGGAAUUUUAAACCCUCAUGACCCUUUGCUACAAAUUAAGACUUCCCAGGGAACUGUUCCAACUGCUUUGGCAUUUGAGCGCCUGGGCAGUUCUGCAUUAAGUAACAGCAUACCACCUCAGUCUUCAACAUACCGCUCAGCUCAAGAGUCAGCGCCCCAUCUUUUACAACCUCAAUUUAGUUUGUUGCCUUCAACACUUGGGGGAGCCCAGCAAACCCCUCAUGCCUAUAGUUCAGCUCUUUUUACUAGUUCUGCUGCUUCCAUUGAAAGAGCCCUUCUUCGAGAAUGUAGUGUUAUUAAACACCACCAGCGGCCUUCAGUUACCCAGUCUAUUCAGGCACAACUGACUGGUUCACAGCAUCCCUUACAUAGUUACCUAUCAAGUGCAAGUAUUGGUAAUUUUCAGGAAACAUCCAGGCAGUCGUCUUUAUCCUGUAGUUCAAUUCGAGAUUCUACUCAGGUGAGCAAUGGAGUAUUGCAGCAGAAGACCCCUCAGGUCUCAGCAGAACUUGCUCAGUCUUAUUCAUCUGUAAUUCCAUCAUCAGGGUAUCUUCCUUCUGCUACAAAAGUAGACAGCUGUUCUACAAAACAGCCACUAACACCAACUACAAUCCCGAAGCCUCAAAGUGUAAUUCCUCCCGUGCAAACACUAAAUUAUUCUAAACCUUUACAUAACCAGAGUUCUGUAAUAUCAGGUCAAGCACAAAUUUAUUCUACAGCACAACUACCAAGCCUUCUAUCAGUCAGUCAGUCCCAAAAUUAUGGUUUAGUACAGCCACAUAAUGUGCCAUCUAUUGUUCAUUCACAGGUUUAUAGGUCCAACAGGGUUGAUAAAUUGCCAUCCUUAUACAAAACAUUGACUUUUUCUGGGUCAUCUCAGCCUGUAACCUCUGAAAACCAGACACUUAGUUAUUCAUCUAAUCAGCAAGAAGUAUUAUCUUUAGUUACAAAUGAGAAUUACCCUGCUCAAACAAGAGACCUGUCAUCAGUCAGUGAGUCUCAAGAUUAUUCUUCUGGUCACUCUCAGGGUUUAUCACCAGUUAGCCAAACACAGGUCAGUUAUUCAUCUCAGUCUCAAGUUUUAUCAGUUGUUAGUCCUUCAGAAAGCUAUGCAUCAGGACAGUCUCUGACAUUAACAGCCCCUUCUCUUUCUUAUUCUUCUGCCUCUCGGGGUCAGAGCUUACCAGUUUCUACCCCAACACCAAAUUAUUCUUCUAUGCAUUCAUCCCCAAAUACUCAGACCCAAGGAUCUUCUCCUCCUCAGCCCCAAAAGUUUUUGCCUGUUGUUCAGUCAUCUUUUGCAUCCUCUACUGGUGGUCACUCAUUACAAAGUAGCAUACCUUCCCCUGAUCCAAAGUCUUAUGCUGAAAGAAAACUUGACUCAAAUGUGUAUACAUCUUCAAAGCAAGAUGAUUUUCCAGUGCAAAAAUUACAGGCAUUGCAGUCACAAGCAUCUCUUGAAUCAUCAAGCCAAAGGCUACCUGAUGGGGAAGUGAAUGCUCAAGAGUCAAUUUUUAAGACAUCAAAGGCAGAUGAUAGGUAUUCUCAGAGUAUAACCAGAAAUAACUCUCAUCUUGAAGAUCAAGUUGUUGGAGUUGCUCUCCAGGGUUCAAAACAAGAAGAAAACAUGGUUGGUUCAAUGACACAACUUAACCAGCAAAGUGGCCAGCCCAAUAAUGCAGUAGCCCCUGAUCUUAAGAAAGCAACUAAUUUAAUGCAAACUCCACAGAUAAGGUUGAAUACUAAAGAUCUCAACCAGCAGCAUUCUCUUGUGCACAAGAUGCAUGAAGCAAAGGUUCAGCAACAGCAUGAUCAAAUAAUUAGUGCCUCAUCUCAGAUACAGAUGCCAAAUCAUGCUUUAGGGCAUAGUCACCAGGCUCUUCCUAACACUCCAGUCCUUUUAGACUCUGCCUGUGACUUACAGAUUCUUCAGCAGGCUGGGAUUCUACAGGCGAGCCUGGGACAAGCAAAGACAUCCUUGCAAGUACAGCGUGUUCAGAGUCCACAACAGAUAGUACAUCCUUUCCUACAGAUGGAUGGUCAUAUCAUCCAGAGCAAUGGUGAACAUCCUCAACAGCAGCUCCAUCCUCAGAACUCUGAUAUUAUGAAACUAGACCUCCCUGAACCUUCAAAACCAUUGCAACAGCUAACAACAAAGGGCCCCUUCAGUGAAACCAAUCCACAUGAUUCAAAGAACCAGUUUGUUUCUCUUGGAUCAAUAUGCUUCCCAGAGGCAAUGCUUCUCAGUGAUGAAAGAAAUAUUUUAUCAAAUGUAGAUGACAUCUUAGCAGCUACAGCAGCAGCUUGUGGGGUUACACCUUCUGACUUUUCCAAGUCAGCUGCAAAUGCAACCAUGCAAGAUAUUGAAAGUAGUGAUUCGAAGUCUCAUUAUCAGCAAUCAUUAGAUGUCAGGCAUGUAAAUUCAGAUUUUAACUCCAUAACAGCUACAGUAGGAAAGCCACAGAGUAUUAAUGAUAUUUCCUUAAAUGGAAAUCAGGUUAGUGUAAACCUUUCAUCUGUGCCCACCCUUCAGUCAGAAACAGUCCUUGAUCAACCACAUAUGGAAACACCUAGUCAAAAUAUGCCAACUAAAGUACCUUCUGCCAUGGUUGGACUGAGUCAAGAGAUCCAGGAACAAAGUUCUGACCCAUUUAAGAAACAGUUGACUAUAAACCAUGAGUCUAAAGAAGACAGGGAAAUUGCUGUUGACAGUGCAUCGAAUAAUAACAGAAAUCAGGAGUUUGUCUCUAAUAGUCGGAGCAUAGGUGGAGACAGUGUAGUAUCAGAGACUGACUUUACCCUAGUAGGUGAUGACAGUGGUAUGUUGGUGAGCCAUAGGAGGAGUACACUUGCACUGCUGCCCAUGUCCCAGCCAGGGGAUGCAGCCAGUGGCAAGACUGGAGAAGAAAAGCAAGAUGUAAUAUAUUUUAACCUUCCAAAGGAAAAAGCUAAAGGAAAAGAACAAGGUAAAGAGGAAGAAGAUAGUCAAAAACAGCUGAAAAAGUCUGCUCAGUGCAAGCGACAGAACCCCAGAGGGACAGAUGUAUAUUUACCAUAUGCAUCCCCUUCCUCAGAAAACUGUGAUGAAGGUUUCCAGCACCAAGAAAAGAUGAGGCAGAAAAUCAAGGAAGUGGAGGAAAAGCAGCCAGAGGUCAAAACAGGAUUUAUUGCUUCUUUUUUAGACUUCCUGAAGUGUGGGCCCAAGCAGCAGUUUUCUACCCUUGCUGUCCGAGUACCUAAUAGGACCAGACGGUCAGGAGCCCAAGUCACCCGGACCUUCUGCCCCCCACCAUUUGCAAAGACAUCACCUGCAACACAUUCGCCAUCUGAGACUGGAGGGGUCAGUCUAUCAGAAAAAGUUGACAAUGAACUUAAAAAUUUAGAACAGUUAUCUUCAUUUUCUUCUGACGAGGAAGAUCCUGGCACGUGUGGCCAUGAUAUCUAUAAGAACACUUCCGCUCCCUUAACUGUGUUGGAUACUACUUCUGAUAAAACAAAGAAAACAGUAUCAGAAGCUCUGCCUGUGGCACAUCCUGGCGCAUCCGCUGAGACUGCUGGUGUUGCUUCCACUCCCUCCACUGUUGUUGGGACAGUUAAACAAGACCUUCAUUUGACUUCAUUAGCUGUCAACACCAUGGAAAAUGCCAACUCCACAGAACCCCCCACAGCCAUCGAACUUGAUAGUCUUCCCUCAGAUCAGAUGGCGAAAGGACAGGACACAGUCGCAAUAGAAGGUUUUACAGAUGAGGAAAAUAUUGAAAGUGGAGGUGAAGGUCAAUACAGAGAACGUGAUGAAUUUGUUGUAAAGAUAGAAGACAUAGAGACCUUUAAGGAGGCUUUAAAUACAGGAAAAGAGCCCCCAGCUAUUUGGAAAGUACAGAAAGCUUUGUUACAGAAAUUUGUUCCUGAAAUUCGAGAUGGGCAGAGAGAAUUUGCAGCUACAAAUAGUUACCUUGGGUAUUUUGGAGAUGCAAAAACUAAAUACAAAAGGAUAUAUGUGAAGUUCAUUGAAAAUGCAAACAAAAAGGAAUAUGUCAGAGUAUGUUCCAAGAAGCCAAGAAAUAAGCCUUCACAAACUAUCAGAAAUAUUCCAUCUAAGCCAAGUAGUAUCAGUAAAACUUCUGACCCACCAGUAUCAAAAACUACAACUACAAAAGCCCCUUCUACAAAACCCAAAGCUAAACAGCUCAAAAUAAAGGCUGAGCCACCACCAAAGAAAAGGAAGAAAUGGAAGGAAGAAUUUUCAUCAUCACAAUCUGAAUCAUCUCCUGAGGUCCGUUCUAGCAGUAGUGAGGAUGAGGGCUUCGAGCCUCCAGCUCCCUCUGUCACUCGUUUUCUGAACACAAGAGCAAUGAAGGAAACUUUCAAGAGUUACAUGGAGUUGCUCGUUAGCAUCGCCCUGGAUCCUGACACCAUGCAAGCCCUAGAAAAGAGCAACGAUGAGCUACUUUUACCACAUAUGAAAAAAAUAGAUGGAAUGCUGAAUGAUAACCGGAAAAGACUUCUUGGGAAUCUUCAUUUAGACCAGCCAUUCAAGAAUGCUUUGGAAAGUUUUCCUGAACUGACAAUUAUUACUCGAGACUCUAAAGCAAAGAGUGGAGGAUCUGCUAUUUCUAAAAUCAAAAUGAAUGGCAAAGCUUAUAAUAAGAAAACUCUAAGGACUUCUAAAACAACCACUAAGUCUGCACAGGAGUUUGCUGUUGAUCCAGAGAAAAUACAGUUAUAUUCGUUAUAUCAUUCACUCCAUCAUUAUAAAUACCAUGUUUAUCUGAUAUGUAAGAAUGAGAUAUCAUCUGUGCAGAAAAAAAAUGAAGAUUUAGGACAGGAAGAAAUUGUUCAACUUUGUAUGAAAAAUGUAAAGUGGGUGGAGGACCUAUUUGAAAAAUUUGGAGAACUUCUAAAUCAUGUACAACAGAAAUGUUCCUAACACAGAAUCCCACCUUUUUAUAGCACUAAUGACGUGUGGAAGGCUAGUGUCACAGAUAAUGCAGUCCUCUGGCAGAGGCCUCUUGUAGCAUCCCCCUGCUGUGGGGUACUGUGACCAGACCUUUACUGAAGAAGUGGUGCUGCCACAGAAGCCAGUCCUUUUAUCCUAAUGAAUGGCUUUUCUAUUUUAUAAACUGUGGGGUGACUGAAAGAUUUCAGAAACAUCUUUUGUCAAAUGAUAAAGCAUGCACUAAGUAUAAUUUUAUUGCUAGAGAAAUAACAUUGACAUGAUCUGACUUUUCCCCCAUGGCGUGUCAGAAGUAAAGAGACAGCAAAAAGCAUUCGUGUCUGGCCACAGUGCAGAAAGCACUGUGUGUUGUGGAAAGUGAUCUGGGGUGUGGCAUCCUGUGUAAAAAUGUCUUCAGUGUAAACCAUGAAACUCAGCAGCUGCACUCGCUGCACUCUGCCUGGUGGGCUCCUCCAACUUGUCCAGGAGGGAAGGGUGGAGCUGUGCAGUUCUGUGGCUGCUUUACAUUGUGAUGAGAAAAAAGUGACAUACUAUUUUCCCUGUUUCAAAGAAAAGUAUUUUUGCUUAUAGUGUGUUUUUCCUUUGGAAAUUUUUCAAUUGUACAUUUUAUUUUACUAAUAGUUGUAUUUUUCACAAGAAAAUUUGCUUUUAAUUGUUCUUUCUGUACGUUGUUUUCAGUAAACCCUGUGUAGGUACGUGUCAUUUGCAUCAUAGAUUCUGUCUUGAAGUGGACAUUUUUGUUCAUACCCUUUUGCCAUAGUAUUACUCAGAAGAUUCAUUCGGUGCUAGAAUUAGUUUAGCUUUAUAAAUGGGACUGUGUGAAACACUGCGUUUAAUUUCAUAUUUCAUAUAAUAAAUUUCUUACCAAACUA